GGACCAGUGCCAACAGGUCCACAGUUGAACAGAGCACUGAUAGUGAUGCGGCUGAGAGAGAUUUUGUUGAUAAUCAGAAUGAUGAAGAUGAGGAAAAGGUGAAGAAGGAUCCCCUGCCUCAGAUGCAGCAGGAUGCCGUGAAAAGAAAUAAAGUCAAGGCCAAGAGGACCAAGAGAAACAAAGUGGAGCAGAUCACUGAUGCAGGUCCCUCUACAUCUGUGGAAUUCUCUGGGAUGGCAGUUCAGGGGACAUCUCACCAGGGACAAUCUAAUGAGAAGAUCCUAAGUGAGUGUGUCUCCAGGGCCUGUCAGACCAGGGCUCUUGACCUCCCGCCAAUCGAUCCGGAUGCUUUCAACCCGAUUAUCAUCCGGUUUCUGGAAAAACUUACUGAGGAGCAAUGGAGGCAGUUAAGCAUUGGCAGGAUGGACCCUGUGAUGAGGGCAUUGCUUGCAGAGAUGUGCCUGGAGAUUGUGCGGUUUGUAUCUGAGGCCAUCCUGGAGGUCAUCAUCCCUGCAAUUUUCCGUUUUGUACGGAUAUACAGCCAUGUGUCUCCAGUAUCCAGCAAGUCUCUGACAGAAUCAGAGAGAUCCUCUAGCACAAACCUGAAGGUUCGCAAGAGAGGCAGCAGCAAAUCCUCAAGGUCUUGCACGGCCAAAUCAAGCUCCUCUCGUAAUGGGUAUGUUCAGUCAUUCCUAAAGAAACCGGUUUCACCUAACUAUUCAUAACCCAUUUUGUGAAAAUAUGUUUUGUUAUCUGUAUAACAGUUUACUCUUAAUGACCAG
Oncorhynchus tshawytscha (Chinook salmon) is the source of this 782-nucleotide messenger RNA. RefSeq lists its product as uncharacterized. NCBI's taxonomy places the organism in Eukaryota, Metazoa, Chordata, Actinopteri, Salmoniformes, Salmonidae. The transcript is spliced from 5 exons. The record is from RefSeq and is a predicted model, not a curated record. Bases 123 to 725 code for a protein of 200 amino acids.